ACGGUUUCCGGUAUAUCAUUUUGUUUACGUUCAAAUCGUAUAAUAACAAGUAAAAAUCAUGGAUAAAUUUGAUACAAAUGAUGAAGAAUCUGUACACAUGCUUGAGGGAACUUCUGGCAAAGAAAUAGGGGGCUUAGUUGUUAUGAAAAAAGGCCCUUCGAACAACAAGGAAUCAUUUAAAUUUACAAAACCAUCCGUUUCGUUACUAGGAUUGGAUAGGUUAGCAGCCGAGAAACGAUUAAGUCAGCAAAAUGAAAAUCGUUCGAGUAAAAAAUCCAAGAUUAUGUCUUUUAGAGAUGAAAAUGAUGAAGAUAGUAGUGAUGAUGAUGAUGACGAAAAUGAAAAUGCCACAAGCAGACAUGGGAAUCGCAAAGAUCGCCACUAUCGACGGAAUAAAGAAGAGACUCCGUCCCAUCCAGGAGGUGUCAGUCGAGCUGCUAAAGAGAGACAUGAUCGUCACCAUAGGGAUAGGGAUAGAGGUGUUUAUGCGUCCUCUAAAAAAGACAAAUAUAAAAACUCACGUAAAGAUGACCGACGUCGAAGCAGAGACAGAGGUGACCGGAGUGACCGUAGUUCUAGAUCUAGAUACGAUGAUGACAGAUCAGAGAGAUCUGAUCGACCUAGACACAGGGGUCGGAGUUACAAAGACUGGGAGGAAACACCAAGUCACAGUUAUGAUGAUGAUUUAGCGACUCCAAAUAUAAAAGUUAAAGACACUCCAUCUCGAUCUAAUUGGGAGGACGACGAUUUUACUCCUCCUAUGAAAUCAAGUUGGGACCUCCUGACCCCCGGUUCCGAUUCCAAACAUGAUUCUGACAGAGACAUUCGGAGUCAUCGUUCCCAUAAAUCAGAUUCUUAUAGGUCAUCAAAGUCAGUGAAAAUGUCCGGACAUAGAAAGUACAUGGAUGAUACUCCAAAAGCUACUCCGUCAUAUAAGUAUAACUCUUGGAUGAAAAACUCUAAAAAGAUUGUUUACACACCUCGAGAGGAUAAAAAAGGUCCGAAGUUUGAAGGGGAAGAAGAUGGCUUAGAGUGGGAGGACGAACAAAAACGAUUAGAUCGCGAAUGGUACGGAAUGGAUGAAGGUUACGAUGACAAUCAUAAUCCCUUCUCCGGGACAUCGGAGGAGUACACACGGAAGAAAGAGGCUGACAUGGAAGCAAAGAAGAAAAAGCGAAUGUCCGCACGACAGAGACAGAUUAAUAAAGAUAUUGACAUGUGGGAAACCAAUCGAAUGCUGAGAAGUGGCGUCGUUACGAAAACUGAUUAUGAUGAAGAUUUCGAAGAGGACAAUGAGGCCCGAGUUCACUUGUUAGUUCAUAAUAUUGUACCCCCGUUUCUCGAUGGACGAAUUGUGUUCACUAAACAGCCUGAACCUGUCGUUCCGGUUAAAGAUCCCACUUCGGACAUGGCUAUCGUUUCUAGAAAGGGUAGUCUAGUGGUUCGGACUUUCCGUGAGCAAAAAGAACGUAAAAAAUCUCAGUUGAAACAGUGGGAAUUGGCAGGAACUCGAAUGGGGGAUGUUUUAGGUAUUGAAAAAAAGGAAGAAGAACCUGGAAAAUCUGAUGAACAAAUGGAUUUCAAAGCUGAUCACAAAUUUGCAGAUUUGAUGCAAGAUAAGACAGAAGCUGUAAGUGAAUUCGCUAAAAGAAAAUCCAUUAAAUCACAAAGAAAAUAUCUUCCUAUAUUUGCGGUGAGGAAUGAGCUGUUAAACAUUAUUCGUGACAACAGUAUCGUGAUUAUUGUUGGUGAAACGGGCUCGGGAAAAACGACACAGCUUACUCAAUAUUUGCAUGAAGACGGUUACACCAAAUAUGGACUUGUCGGUUGUACCCAACCGCGUCGUGUGGCUGCCAUGUCAGUAGCUAAAAGAGUGUCUGAAGAAAUGGAAGUUAGUUUGGGUGAAGAAGUAGGGUACGCUAUUCGAUUUGAAGAUUGUACGAAUGAGAACACGAUGAUCAAAUAUAUGACAGAUGGUAUUUUGUUACGUGAAUCUCUGCGUGAAUCAGACUUGGAUCACUAUAGUGCUGUUAUCAUGGACGAAGCUCACGAAAGAUCUUUAAAUACUGACGUUUUGUUUGGGUUACUUCGUGAUGUUGUUUCUCGGAGGCAGGACUUGAAAUUAAUUGUAACAUCUGCCACUAUGGACGCUACAAAAUUCUCAAACUUCUUUGGUAAUGUUCCCAUCUAUACCAUCCCCGGAAGAACGUUUCCUGUUGAUGUCAUGUUCAGUAAAAACCCUGUGGAGGACUAUGUUGAUGCGUCAGUUAAGCAGACGUUACAGGUGCAUCUUCAGGGUCUAGAAGGAGAUAUUCUCAUCUUCAUGCCAGGUCAGGAAGAUAUUGAAGUCACAUGUGAAUUGUUGGGUGAAAGACUGGAUGAACUAGAUGAUGCUCCACCAUUAGCAAUCUUACCAAUUUACUCUCAAUUACCCAGUGACCUCCAAGCUAAGAUUUUCCAAAAAGCUCCUGACGGUGUUCGAAAAUGUAUCGUAGCUACGAAUAUUGCUGAAACGUCUUUGACAGUAGACGGUAUAAUGUUUGUUAUCGACGCAGGAUAUUGCAAACUGAAAGUCUAUAAUCCUAAAAUUGGUAUGGACGCUUUACAGAUUUAUCCUAUUUCCCAAGCUAACGCCAAUCAGAGGUCUGGUCGAGCUGGUCGAACAGGACCGGGUCAGUGUUAUCGAUUGUACACCCAUAGACAAUACAAAGAUGAACUACUGGCUUGUACUGUCCCGGAGAUACAGAGGACCAAUCUAGCGAACGUUGUGCUGCUUCUCAAAUCUUUAGGUGUCCAGGAUCUGUUGCAGUUUCAUUUUAUGGACCCACCGCCCCAGGAUAACAUACUUAACUCCAUGUAUCAGUUGUGGAUUCUCGGAGCUCUGGACAACACUGGUUCUCUAACACCCAUGGGAAGACAGAUGGUCGAAUUCCCUCUCGAUCCAGCUCUGUCUAAAAUGAUGAUUGUGUCUUUAGACAUGGAGUGCAGUGCGGAAAUGUUAACCAUCGUGUCAAUGUUGUCCGUCCCUACAAUAUUUUACAGACCUAAGGGUCGGGAGGAGGACUCUGAUGGUGCUCGUGAAAAGUUCCAAGUUCCCGAAAGCGAUCAUUUAACGUAUCUCAAUGUUUAUCAGCAGUGGAAGCGUAACAGUUAUUCAUCAAGUUGGUGUGGUGAACAUUUUAUACACAUCAAAGCCAUGAGGAAAGUUCGCGAAGUUCGUCAACAACUGAAGGAAAUCAUGGACCAGCAGAAAAUGGACAUGAUAUCUUGCGGCAACGAGUGGGACAUUAUUCGUAAAGCCAUCUGCUCGGCGUAUUUCCACCAAGCUGCGCGAUUGAAGGGUUUAGGUGAAUAUGUGAAUUGUCGAACUGGCAUGCCGUGUCAUCUGCAUCCAACGAGCGCUCUAUUCGGCAUGGGAUACACCCCAGAUUAUAUAGUUUACCACGAACUUGUGAUGACAUCCAAGGAAUACAUGCAAUGUGUAACAGCUGUCGAUGGUCAAUGGCUGGCCGAGUUAGGACCAAUGUUUUACAGUAUUAAGGACGCGAGUAAAUCUCGAGUAGAAAGAAAGAGACAAGAGGUGGAUGAAAUGGUUGAGAUGGAGGAAGAGAUGAGAAGAGCUGAUGAACUUAUAAAAGCUAGGAAAGAACAACAAGAGAAGGCUGUUCUAUCUAGUACACGCAGUCAGAUUGCCACCCCCGGACGCCGGGAACCUGGCACACCUGGUUCCACUCCUAGAAGAACUCCGGCUAAAUUUGGAUUAUGAUUCAACGUUUAUAUCAAAUCGCGGAAUUGUUUUGAGACGGUGGCCUCAACAUAGAACACUAUACAUUACGUACCACCGGGAUUGGGCCUACAAAAUCAGUACAUGUAGAUAUUGCAUGGACACGUGGGUAUCUGUUAUUUUGGAAUUCAAUUUAUAGAAUGUGUACAAUUUAUGGUUUCACGUUUUGAAUUGAUGUGGAUAAGAAUGGAAGAGUGGAUAUUUCAAUUCAUCAGUAAACCCAGAAUUAAAACCUUCGUAUUACUGGACGGGGGAGAAUACUGGCGUUUAUUUAUAAUGUCUGCAGUGAAUUCGACCCAGACACGUGUGGUAUGCGGGGUAUUUUGCCCCGACAAAGCGUUUCCAUUUCCUCUACGUCGAGUUCCAACUCACGUGGAUGUUAACGUCUACACUGAUCCCUCGGUCCUUCGUACGUUCUCCAUGCGAGCCCCGCGCACCCCCCCCCCACCACCACGUCUGAUGGGAAAUCUGCCCGGAAUAUACAUGUCUAUAUAUGUAGACUACUAACUUGGUUUUAUGUGUAAUCGUUUGUGAUUUUAAAAUUACAUUUUUAUAUAUGUACGAUUGUGUAAAUAUUAAACCAUGUCACAUGAUUCUUCACAACUCCCCAAAAAUAUAUUCUAUAGAUUCUAUAUGACAUUUCUUCGCACCUGGUGCGUGUUGGGUUUGGGGGAGGGUGAUUGAAAUUUUAGAGAUGAAAUGAAGUGUGAUGUAACGUCAACCGGGAUAAUGAAGAUGGGCAUCCGCCACGCAGUUUGCUAUGAAGAAAACAUUUCCCUAGCGGGUUUAUAUUCGUCUUAUUUCCAUUUUCAAAUGUCACGUGAUCUUUACCAUGCUGCUGAAUGACACGUGGUGAUCAUUAGCAUGCUGCCAAAUAACACGAGAUCUUUACCAUGCUGCAAGAUGACACGUGAUCUUUACCAUGCCGCAGAAUGACUCUUGUCAUUGAUUCAACUAGCGUGGUUUCAAAUCCCCGGUUGUACGUGACAAGGAGUAGUGUAGCCUGUCCAACCUCGUGGGUUUUCUCCGGGUCGUCCGGUUUCCUCCCACUGCUAAAGACAUCUACGCGCAAGUCAGAACAGUAGGACGUUAAACCCCAUUUCAUUUCAUUUCUACGCGCAAGCGAAUUAUAGAAAUAGAAUUGAACCAUGUGUUAGUCCCGAAAUGACCUAGUAUGUGUCGAGUGGACGUUAAACCCCAUUCUCUCUCUCUCUCUCUCUCUCUCUCUCUCUCUCUCUCUCUCACUUGAUCUUUACCAUGCAAAAUGACACGUGAUCUUUACCAUGCUGCUAAAGGAAACGUGAUCUUUACCAUGUUGAAAAAUGACACGUGAUCUUUACCAUGCUGCAAAAUGACACGUGAUCAUUACCAUGGUGCCAAAUGACACGUGAUCAUGGCUGUGGAAUAGUCUUAUACACGUGACUUAGGGUUUUCGUUCUAACAACUAAUCGCUUUUCUAUACUAACGCAGACACGGGGUAUCGUAAAUGAUUGUCGUAUUUGUCCUAGGAUAGCGUGACUCUGUGUUCAAAAUGGGAGCCACAGUGGCCCGGUGAGUAACACGAAAAGAAAAAAAACUCCAGGAAAUAAACCCACGCUGGCUCACUAACCCAGAGUUCCCCAGGCCGAUCGCGGUGUUGGCCGAGAAAGUUCAUUGGGAUUUAUCGGCGUGGUUCCCCCUUGCCAUUGAUGCAGAUGGUGCUGUGAACACAAUAAAAACCAAUAUUAAUAAAAAUGGCCAGAAUUUAUGAUAUGGAUAAUUGUUGAGCCAAAUUUUUCUGUAAUAAAAAUAUUUUACGUAUUA
Patella vulgata (common limpet) is the source of this 5587-nucleotide messenger RNA. Its product is annotated as pre-mRNA-splicing factor ATP-dependent RNA helicase PRP16. The transcript has a single exon. The record is from RefSeq and is a predicted model, not a curated record. NCBI's taxonomy places the organism in Eukaryota, Metazoa, Mollusca, Gastropoda, Patellidae. The coding region runs from base 59 to 3766 and encodes 1235 amino acids. Gene Ontology annotation, biological process: mRNA splicing, via spliceosome. Gene Ontology annotation, molecular function: RNA binding; ATP binding. Gene Ontology annotation, cellular component: spliceosomal complex; intracellular anatomical structure.